AUGGUCUGGAGUCAAAAAACGAUUGGCGAGAGUGGAAAGACUACCAAGGAGUUGGAGAAAAUAAUUGCCAAAAUGAAAAAAGUGCUUGACCGCACAUUGGCGGAUAACGAAGAGCUAAGAAGCACACCCGCGGUUGUUUCGCAAGAGCAGCUCAACAGACUACGGUCGGAGAAGGCGGCCCUUCAGGCAGAACUGGAGAAAGCCCAGGAAACCGCCGCAUCCACAGUCGCCGAGGAGCGCCAGAAGUCAGAAGCGCAAACUGCUCGCCUCAGCAGGGAAUACGAGAAGCUGCGAAAAGAACUAGAAAAGGUAUGA
This is a messenger RNA of Dibothriocephalus latus, 315 nucleotides long. The record is from the annotation of a GenBank genome assembly. Lineage: Eukaryota; Metazoa; Platyhelminthes; Cestoda; Diphyllobothriidea; Diphyllobothriidae.